Chelonoidis abingdonii (Abingdon island giant tortoise) is the source of this 1152-nucleotide messenger RNA. NCBI's taxonomy places the organism in Eukaryota, Metazoa, Chordata, Testudines, Testudinidae. The record is from RefSeq and is a predicted model, not a curated record.
AUGCAGGAGAACUAUGAGACGGUGGUCUUGCUGGGGUUUCUGAAUUCCAAACCUGAUGUGAUCUCGCAGCUGGAACGAGGGGAAGAGCCUUGGAUCCCAGACCUCCAGGGCUCUGAGAAAAAAGUGCUCCUGAGAGCUGCCUGCACAGGUGUUGGGAUGGUGAGUGAGAAUGAGGAGGAGAAACCCCAGCAGGAAGAUACUGAGCAAGUAUUACCCCAUGGGACGUUAUCAGGAAGAUCAAAAAGGAAUGAGUCCAGGAGUUGUGCACUCCCAGAAAAAGCAAAAGCCUGUGAGAGUCAGCACAGGCCAUGGGAAAACUACAGUAGCCACUCAGACCUUCUUACACGUGAGCGAAUCAACUUGGAAGAGACACACUACACAUGCCAUGAGUGUGGGAAACACUUCAGUCGGAGCUCAAACCUUAUCAGACAUAGGAGAAUCCACACAGGGUUUCUAAAUUCCAAACCUGAUGUGAUCUCACAACUGGAACGAGGGGAAGAGCCAUGGGUCCUGGACCUCCAGGGCUCUGAGAAAGAAGUGCUCCCAAGAGCUGCCUGCACAGGUGAUGUGAUGGUGAGUGAGAAUGAGGAGCAGAAACCCCAGCAGGAAGAUGCUGAGCAAGGAGAACCACAUGGAACGUUAUCAGGAAGACCCAAAGGGAAUGUUUCUGGCAUUUGUGCACUCCAAGAAAAAGCCAAUUCUUGCGAGACUCAAGAGAGGCCAAAGGAAAACUUCAUUAGCCACUCAGACCUUAUAACAUGUGACAGAAUCAACUUGGAAGAGACACGCUACAUGUGCCAUGAGUGCGGGGAAAGCUUCAAUUGGCGCUCUGCCCUUAUCACACAUCAGAGAAUCCACACAGGAGAGACGCCCCACAGAUGCUCUGAGUGCGGGAAAAGCUUCAAUGACCGCCCACACCUUAUCAGACAUCAGAGAAUCCACACAGGGGAGAAGCCGUACACGUGCUCUGAGUGUGGGAAAAGCUUCAGUCAGCGCUCAACCCUUAACGCACAUCAGAGAAUCCACACAAGAGCUACGUGCUACCCAUGCCCUGAGUGCAGGAAAAGCUUCAGUCGGCGCUCAGACCUUAUCAGACAUCAGAGAAUCCACACAAGAGAAAUGCCCUACACAUCAGGCCUGCACAACUCAUAA